Messenger RNA from Heterobilharzia americana, 2712 nucleotides. NCBI's taxonomy places the organism in Eukaryota, Metazoa, Platyhelminthes, Trematoda, Strigeidida, Schistosomatidae. The record is from the annotation of a GenBank genome assembly.
AUGUCUGAGAGCAUAAAAGUCAUUUGCCGUGUGAGGCCUCUAAAUGAUUUAGAGAAAGCAAAUGAUAGCAAGUUCGUGGUAUCCUUCCCUGGUGAUGGCAAGACGACAAUAUCACUCGGCGGUAAAAACUAUAACUUUGACCAUGUGGUGCAACCGAAAGCAAGUCAGUUGGAGGUCUAUGAGAUAGUGGCAAAGCCAAUUGUUGCAGAUGUGCUGAACGGAUAUAACGGGACGAUAUUUGCUUAUGGUCAGACGUCAAGCGGGAAAACAUUCACCAUGGAGGGAAUCUUGGGUGAUCCAGUCUUCCAGGGUGUUAUCCCUCGCAUAAUACAUGAUAUAUUUAACCAUAUCUACCAAAUGGAUGAGAACCUCGAGUUUCACAUCAAAGUUUCAUACUUCGAAAUAUAUAUGGAUAAAAUUCGAGAUCUGCUCGAUGUUUCAAAGACAAACUUGCCUGUUCAUGAAGAUAAGGAUAGAGUUCCCUAUGUCAAGGGCGCUACAGAACGAUUUGUUUCCAGUCCGGAGGAGGUUUUUGAUGUUAUCGAUGAAGGAAAGGCUAAUCGCCAUGUUGCUGUAACUAAUAUGAAUGAGCAUAGUUCUCGGAGUCACUCAGUAUUUAUGAUCACCGUUCGACAAGAAAAUCUUGAAACUCAAAAGAAAUUGCAUGGAAAACUCUAUCUCGUUGAUUUGGCUGGUAGUGAAAAAGUUGCUAAGACUGGCGCCGAAGGUACUGUUUUGGACGAAGCCAAAAAUAUCAACAAGUCAUUAUCUGCUCUUGGUAAUGUCAUAAAUGCACUUGUGGAAGGAAGUUCUCAUGUUCCUUAUCGUGACUCCAAAUUGACACGUAUUCUUCAAGAAUCUCUGGGUGGUAAUGCACGUACAACUAUGGUGAUAUGUUGUUCACCGGCUGCCUUUAAUGAUGCAGAAACAAAAUCUACUCUCAUGUUUGGUAUGCGGGCUAAAACUAUCAAGAAUCUGGUAACUGUAAAUGAGGAAUUAACUGCUGAUGAAUGGCGAAGAAGGUUUGAACGUGAAAAAGAGAAAGUUAGAAAGUUACGUAUUAUCGUCUCUCAUCUUGAAAAUGAACUGAAACGCUGGCGAGUUGGGGAAUCUGUCGCUCAAGCUGAAUGGUUUACUGAAAAUCAGUAUGCUACUGCUAUGGAUGAAGUAAAAGAUAUAACAAAUCCACAAGCUGCUCUAAUCACAUCAUCAAUGUUAGACAGCAUUACUGCAACUUCUACAGUGACCAACACACCUCAAGUGCAUCCUUCAUUUACAUCACCAGCUUCAGAUAGUAAUAUUACCAAUCGAGUUACCAGUCAUUCAGGUACUGUUGAUGAUGAUCAAUUACAAUUACUCUAUCAACAACUUGAUGACAAAGAUGAUGAAAUCAAUAAGCAAGCUCAAACAAUAGCUCGUAUUCGACAACAAAUUGAAGAACAAGAUGAAGUUAUCAACUCAUUACGUAAAGAACGUGAAGGUCAAUUGAAGGAGAUCACCAACCUUCAGGUUGAAUAUCAAUCAAGUAAAGAUGAAGUAAAAGAAGUUCUACAAGCAUUAGAAGAAUUAGCUAUGAAUUAUGAUCAUAAAGCACAAGAGAUUGAUUUAAAAGCUAAAGAACUUGAAGAAGCUCAAGAGUCUUUACUGAAGCAAACACGCUUAAUGCAUAGUAAAGAUGGAGAAUUAUCUCAGUUAAAGGAUACUCAUCAAAAUCAAAAGAAAAAGUACACUGAAAUGAUGUCUAGUUUAUUAAAGGAUUUAAUCGAUGUUGGUGAAUGUUUAAAUGAUCAGAUAACGAAACCAUCUGUUGGUUCUGAACGAUUAGAUGAAGAAUUCACUGUUGUCCGUUUGUAUAUAAGUAAGAUGAAAACAGAGGCGAAAUCAUUACAUUCACGUGUACGUCAACUGGAAGAAGAACGUGUACAACACGUACAAUUAUUACGUAAAAGUGAAGAUGAAUGUAAAGAUCUUCGUACACGACUUCAUGCUUAUGAAGUGAAAGUUGACACUCUGACGGAUAAAAUUGACGAUUCUGAAUCACGUAAACGUCAGUUACAAGAGACAGUGGAUAGUUUGAAUGGAGAAUUAGCUAAACUACGUGCUAGUGAACAAUUUAAUGCUGGUUCUGGACAACAGAAUGAACAAAUAUUAGCUGGUCAAUCAGCUAUACGUGCAAAAUUAGAUGAAGAAUUUAAACGGCAAUCUGAAUAUUAUGCUGCUCAAGUGAAAAGUUUACGUGAUGAAUUAGAUGAAAAACAAAAGAAAUUAGAAGAAUACAAAGACUCUGCAAAUAAUUUCAAAUUCCAGUAUGAAAAAUCUCAAGAAGAAGUUACACGUUUACGUGAAGAAUUGGAGAAUAAAUCAACACGUUUAGAGACAUUGGAGAAGACAGCAGAGAAGCGUGAACAAGCUAAACAAGAUUUACGUGGUCUUGAGGAGACAGUGAUUAAAGAAUUACAAACACUGCACAAUUUACGACGACUAUUUAUACAAGAUUUGAAUUGUCGAAUUAAAAAGUCUGCUAGUCGUGUAAGUGCACUAGCAGCUGCAGAGAAAGCAUCACCUAACAAUCAAGGGAAUACAAUAAAUUCUCCUGGAUUAACUGGUCAACAGCAACAAAUAUCAGAAAGUCUACUAAUGGAUGAUGAUGAUGACGAUGAACCUAGUCAAGCUGGUUCACUUGCUCAACGUGAAAAAAAUUGCCUUCCUUGA